Strongylocentrotus purpuratus (purple sea urchin) is the source of this 3255-nucleotide messenger RNA. RefSeq lists its product as uncharacterized. NCBI's taxonomy places the organism in Eukaryota, Metazoa, Echinodermata, Echinoidea, Camarodonta, Strongylocentrotidae. Bases 404 to 2449 code for a protein of 681 amino acids. Gene Ontology annotation, biological process: DNA integration; DNA recombination. The transcript has 6 exons. The record is from RefSeq and is a predicted model, not a curated record. Gene Ontology annotation, molecular function: DNA binding.
UCUGGAAAAGGAAAAGAACAUACCAUCUUCGGAAGAAAGAGAUGAUGAAGACGUUGAUGAUACAGACGCUGACCCAACAUGGAAGAAGAGUGAAGACAGUGAAGAUAGCAAUGAUGAUUGUGAAUCUGAUGUCAUUCCAUAUCGCGUACUGCAUACAUCCAGAGCAGAUCGUCUAUAUGAGUCCAGUAUUGGUCAACUUGAUUCAGAAAACAACGCUGGAAAUCAAGAAAAGGAUAUAACAGACAAAGCUGAGGAUACAUGUAUAAAGGUUCUAACAGCAAACAACGAACUUCGGAGGAAGUGGGACAAACGGCAUUUUUGUGUAUUUUGCGAGAAGGACACUCCAAAAUUUGCUCGUCACAUCCAGUCACAUCAUUCAAACGAAAUUGAUGUUAAAAGAAUCAUGGCAUUUCCAAAGAAGUCUAAGAAUCGACGUGACUUACUUGAACUUUUGAGAAAUAAAGGCAAUCAUGCUCAUAAUCUUCAAGUAUUAAGAGAAGGGAAGGGUUUGCUGAUUCCAUUUAAACGGCCAACGUAUGAAACACCAGUGAAGGACUACCUGCCUUGCACUCAGUGUUACGCAUGGUAUGUAAGGAGUGACUUGUGGAAGCAUCGAAAGAAAUGUGUCGGAAGUGCUCAGUCUGGAUCUGGAAGUUUUCAGUCACAAUGUUCGAUGUUGCUGCCUAUGCCAAAAGAAGUACCUGUAAGACUUCGAGAUGAAGUCUUCAGCCGAAUGACUCAUGAUGAUGUUAGUUUGGCAGUGAGGCAUGAUGAUUUAAUCAUAAAGCUCGGUGGACAUCUUCUAUCCAAGUUCCAGGACUCAAACAACCAUUAUAACUAUGUUGGUCAAAAACUAAGGGAAAUGGGCCGUCUGCUCCUUCAAAUGAGAUCUAUCAGACCAUCCAUCAACUGCCUGUCUGAUACCAUUGACCCAAAGGUGUUUGAUGAUGUGGUCCGAGCUGUCAACAAAAUAGCAGGCUUGGAUGAGAGCUCAGGCAAGUAUAAGACACCUUCUCUAGCCUUAAAAGUUGGACACUCACUCAAAAAGUGUUCCAGGUUUCUUAUGGCUGAAGCACUGAAGAAUGGGGACACAGGGCAGAAAGAAAGGGCUGAACAGUUUGGUGAAUUGUGCUCUCUUGAAUGGGCAGAAAAAGUUUCAACAGGUGCUCUCAAGACUCUCUACACAGCAAAGAGGAACAGACCAACAAUAAUUCCUUUGUCUUCUGACAUACAAAGCGUGCACAACACCAUCCAGCACCAGAUGCAGGAGUCAAUGACACACAUCACAGCAGGUUCUGUAAGCAGUGAUGAUUUCUCCAGGUUAGGCCAAGCCAUGCUUGCUCAGACUGUCCUGUUCAAUAGGAAACGCAGUGGAGAGGUUGAAAGGAUGACAGUAGAAAACUACAAAAAACGUACUGGAGAUCUCAACAAAGACGUUCUACAGGGCCUCAACAAGCUUGAAAAGGAGCUUUGCAAGAAACUGACCAGAGUUGAAAUACCUGGAAAGAGAGGGAGAACAGUCCCUGUGCUUCUGACGCAGGAAAUGAAAGAAGCACUUGAUGUUUUAGCAGAGGAAAGCAUUAGGCAAGAUGCUGGAGUCCUAGAGUCCAAUAUGUACCUGUUUGCACGCCCAGGUUGUACCACACCUUAUAGGGGUUGUGAUGCUGUGAGAAAGUUUGCUCGGAUGUCUAAAGCAGAACAUCCAGAAAACAUCACAUCCACUCAGCUAAGGAAACAUGUCGCAACCAUGUCCCAGAUAUUAUGUCUGAAGGACAAUGAACUAGAUGUACUUGCCACCUUUAUGGGCCACAACAUUAAAGUUCACCGAGAGUAUUAUAGAUUACCAGAGAACACACUUCAGGUAGCUAAGAUCGCAAAAAUACUGCUGCUAAUGGAAAAGGGACAGAUGAACAAGUGCUCUGGAAUGUCCUUGGACAGUAUCAAUGUCGACCUAAAUGAAGCUUGUGAAGAAGAUAACAACCCUGAUGGAGAUAUUCAAGAAGAUGACACCCCUGAUGUAGAUAGUCAAGAAGUGGACACCCCUGAUGGAGAUAGUCAAGAAGUGGACACCCCUGAAGAAGGGCACAACCCAGAUGGGGAUAUUCAAGAAGAGCCCCCAGUUAAGAGAGAUCGAACUAAGAGCCAUAGAAUUGCAAAGAGAUCAAGAGAGCUCUCAGAUGAGAGGGAUGGACCUCCUGGGUCUAUGGAGCCAAAAAGUAGCCAUCCUGUUGCAAAAAGGUCAAAAGCGGAACGCAUUACCUGGACAGCAGCACAACACCAUGCUGUAGACACAUUUUUCAAAAGAAAUUACAGGACAUUCCAAAUUCCAGGGAAAGAAGAAUGUGAGGAAUGUAGAAAUAAGUAUCCUGAACUUGCAACACUACCCUGGACUAAGAUUAAAUACAGGGUUUAUAACAUUAUUAAACAAAACAAACUAAAAUCCCAUUGAAUCCAUCUUACCUCAAUGAAGAAAAGUGUACACACACACAUGUAUGUAUAUAAAUAUGAUUUAUUGCACUCCAUGCAAAUCAUGAGGUUUGAUUCAAUCACAAGCAAAAACAAAUAAAUGAAUAAAAUGAUAAUAAUUCAAUUGUAUACUAUGCAAACAUUCAAAUAAUUUCUAUAAAUGUCAGAUAAUACAAAGCAAAAAGGUUUGUAAUUAAUAUGGAUCACCUUGAUAAAAAUUAUAGCUGCAAGAAUGGUAAUUUGUAUAACUGCUGUUGAAUUGUCAAACCAUGAACAAACUUUCUACACACAAUCGGAAAUUGCACUUGAGAAGAAAACAAACGAUACAAUAAAUUCAUUGCUGAAAUAAAACAAACAUAAACAUUCCUUUAUAAGAAAUAUGGAUGUGAUUGACAUUCAAUCUGCAUCUUACAGCAUGGACUGCAAUGUAUUAUAACAAAGAGAAUAUGCGUGUGUGUCAGCAUUUCUUUUAUAAUCAAAGUGUAUAAAGGUGGAAAGUGUGCACAUGUGCAGAAUACUCCAUCCACAUUUUAUAGCUGUACUGUGCAUUACUUGAAAUUAAUAUUUUUUCCUGACCUAUUUGAUUUCUAUCCCAAGUUAUGUGUAAGAGAUCAAAAUAAAUAUUCCAUAUUUCCACGAUAUUCCAGGAGGAAAUCUCCCUUUGAAAAGGGUUUAUUUGUCACAGGUCCAUGUCCUAAAACAUAUGGAAACGUUGUCUCAUCCGCUCAAUCUAACUUGCGUGCAUAGAACAAAUAAGCAUUUUUCCAUGAAAAAGUGAAGUUUUCUAAA